AUGUUCGAGACGCCGCCUGCCCUGCGCCACGGAGCUGCCAUGUACUGCUUCAACCUGCGGGUUUUUUGGGACGCCGUCUUGCUGCUGCGCUUUUUGCCAACUUCGUGCCGGCAGGGUCCCUCAUUCUGCGUGCAUGCAUGCGCAUAUGCGUCCCUCCCUGGCGGGAGACACACUACACGCUACUACAUGCUACUGCCAGUGUCAUGUCCCAUUCGCCGACACCGAUGCCAACGGAUGUCCGGUUGCAUAUUGUAUGAUAAGGACGGACGUGGGGCAGGAAAACUUGCACGCCUGGUUACCGUACUCUGGCAAUGUCGGGAGGCAAGCACUCAGGGCCACGACUGCAUUACCCAAAUCUGCCGGGUCGACAGCGGCCCAACUCCAUUCCUGGUCGACUCGCAGGUUAACUUUAUUCCAGCUUCCUACAUCGGCGAAAUUGACUCCAUCCGCUGGACGGCCGUGUGCCGCAUGUCAGGCCCUCAACAGAAAUCACCAAUUGAAGCGUUCAGCCGACGCUGCCGCACUGCGAGUUGCUGUGACACGAGUCCCGGGGACCAGUCGGGUGGUUAUGACGAUGCGGUGGCGGCUGCGGUGGUGGCGGUGGCCGCUGGCUAUCACGGGCGCGAGACUAGUCCUCUGUCGUCUUCGCCCGAGGCACGCCUCCCGGGUUCCCAUGGCCGGCAGUCUGAAAGCCAUCCAGCUGCUAUGCGCCCUAUGACCGUCAGACCAGCGCUUACGAUCUAUCUGCAAUGGAUCGAUCCUAGACAAUCCGUUUUGGGGCUCCUGGAGGCCCAGAAAGCGCUGCCGGGGCAUCAUGCGCCCCCUAAACGUCGACCACGCAAUGUCUUGCAUGUGCUAGAUUCCACACCAAUCCUAUGCGUUUCGGUGCUUUUGAAUGGGUACAAAGCGAGAAGUCCUGUCAUCAUCAUCGGCCAACCUGAGGUCGAAGUCGGAGGUGCCCGCGCGUGA
Messenger RNA from Volvox carteri f. nagariensis, 969 nucleotides. RefSeq lists its product as uncharacterized. The transcript is spliced from 9 exons. Bases 1 to 969 code for a protein of 322 amino acids. The record is from RefSeq and is a predicted model, not a curated record. NCBI's taxonomy places the organism in Eukaryota, Viridiplantae, Chlorophyta, Chlorophyceae, Chlamydomonadales, Volvocaceae.